Molecule: messenger RNA, 1429 nt
Organism: Dermatophagoides farinae (American house dust mite)
Lineage: Eukaryota; Metazoa; Arthropoda; Arachnida; Sarcoptiformes; Pyroglyphidae
Gene: Gpa2
Product: Glycoprotein hormone alpha 2
Biological process (GO): cell surface receptor signaling pathway
Molecular function (GO): hormone receptor binding
Source: RefSeq, a predicted model, not a curated record
CACCACUCUCACAGAUACAUUCGUUUUCGUUUUUGACCACUUGGGGCGGUAUUGCUGCCGAAACAUGUAUCAAAUCGGCAAAUCACGACAAUCAUGGCUGCUCCUACUUUAGCGGCUGGAUUGGCCACCACCAGAUGGCGACCACUUUUCAAAUUUGAAAUUGGCCAACUAUAUACCGGCAAAACGAUUCAAUUUGCUACGCCGAUGAUGAUCGGCGCCAAGACGAUGAUCCAAUCCAACGCAACGGCCAGAUAGUCGAUAGACGUCGGUUGAAAGCAGUCAUAGCAUUGUGAACGACCAAGCCAACUUGAUUAUAGAGUCUGCAGUUUUCAUUAAUUUGCGAUUUCGUUGUCGAUAAUUUUGGUUCCACAUUCAUAGAAUUGGCGACAAAACAGUGUCCACUGUGCUAGCUCAUCGACAAAGUGAACAUCGGAUACGAUGAGCCAUUCUCGAAUCGAUUACGACCACAACAGCAUUGUCGCUCUAUCCAUCGACCAUCAAUGGCAAUCAGCCGAAUCCAGCACUAAAACGCGAUCGAAUCAAUCGACAAACAACAAGAGAAUGGAUCACCAGCACCGGUCAGCGUGGUUCGAAUAUUCUCUAUGGUCAAGUAGUCAUCAUCAAUGCUGGUCAAGUUUGGUGAUAAUAGUCACGUUUGUGCUAAUCUCCCAUUGCUGUUCGGGUUCUGUUUGGGAACAAAAAGGCUGUCACAUUGUAGGUCACACCCAAAAGAUUGAUAUACCUGGUUGCAUCAAUUUUGAAUUGACAUCAAACGCCUGUCGUGGAUACUGCGUAUCGUAUGCGAUACCAUCGAAUCAAGAAACGCUGCUGGUCAACGGAAAGCAGAUGAUCACUUCUGUGGGCAACUGUUGUGCGAUGACCGAGACCGAAGUGAUGAGCGUGCGAGUAAUGUGUCGCAACGGACCCAAAGACAUCAAAUUCAAAUCGGCCACCAAAUGUGGAUGUUUCCAUUGUAAAAAGUAUUAACUUGCUUGCUGGAGCCAGCAGCAUCUGCAUUGGAUAAUCAUCUCCACACGAUUCUCAUCAUCGUCAUCAUCAUUGGCCACCGUCAUUAGCAAUUCAAUUAGAAUCAAGUGGCCAUCAUCAUCGAUGUCAUGAUGAAUGAAUAAAUAAAUCAUCACUUUACUUCCGAACCUGCAUGGCGGCCAAUCUGUCAUUAAUAAACAGGUUGGCUGCCCAUUUCAUUAAUUUCAUAGAUUUCAUAGUUAUCUUUAUUCCAAUUGUUUGUCUCUUCCCAUCUAUAUUCUGUUUUGUGUGUCACUCUGUACAGAAUCCUCUUCUUCUAACCUUAAAUCAAUGAAUGUCCAUUCCAAUAGACAAUGAUAUAUUGCCAAAUCACUAGCAUCCAUAUUCUGAUUGAUGAUGAUGAUGACGAUGACAAUAAUAACAAUAAAAUAAAAUCCAUUAC